Messenger RNA from Polistes dominula (European paper wasp), 2536 nucleotides. It is a transcript of the gene Mfe2, whose product is annotated as peroxisomal multifunctional enzyme type 2. NCBI's taxonomy places the organism in Eukaryota, Metazoa, Arthropoda, Insecta, Hymenoptera, Vespidae. Gene Ontology annotation, molecular function: oxidoreductase activity. The record is from RefSeq and is a predicted model, not a curated record.
UAGAUGGACUUUAACCUGAUUAUUAUUUAUGAGAUGUUUAUUGCGAUAUCAUUUUAUUAAAUGCUGAUUAACGAAGUUGGUUGACUCGAAACUUGUACGUUUUAUUAUUUUAGAUCUAUUCUCUUGAAGAACACUAAUAAGAAUGGCAGAACUACGUUUUGAUAAUCGUGUUGUUGUGGUGACAGGAGGAGGUGCAGGCUUAGGUCGUGCCUAUGCAUUGCUAUUUGCUUCAAGAGGUGCUAGCGUUGUAGUAAAUGAUUUAGGAGGUGGACGACACGGCGAUGGUAAAAGUAGUCAAGCUGCAGAUAAUGUUGUAGCUGAAAUUAAACGAAAUGGAGGAAGAGCUGUGGCAGAUUAUAAUUCAGUCGUGGAUGGUGCUAAGAUCAUUAAAACUGCAAUCGAUACGUUUGGACGUGUUGAUGUACUUGUUAACAAUGCUGGUAUCUUGAGAGAUAGAUCUUUUGCUAAAAUGACAGACGACGAUUGGGAUUUGAUACAAAGUGUACACGUUAAGGGUGCAUUUAAAACAACUCAAGCAGCAUGGCCAUAUUUCUGUAAACAAAAUUAUGGUAAAGUUAUUUUCACCACAAGUAAUAGCGGAUUAUGCGGAAAUUUUGGUCAAUCUAAUUACAGUACGGCAAAAAUGGGUUUGGUUGGUUUGACAAAAACUUUGGCCAUUGAGGGUGCUAAAAAAAAUAUAAGCGUUAAUGUAAUUGUGCCAACUGCUGCAUCCAGACUUACUGAAGAUAUUCUUCCUCCUGAUCUAUUCCAACAGUUAAAACCAGAAUUAAUAGCUCCAAUAGUUUUUUGGUUGUGUCAUGAGAAAUGUAAUGAAACUGGAUCCAUUAUCGAAUCAGCUAUAGGUUUGGUAAGAAAAUGUGAUAUCGUUCGUUCGCCGGGAAGCGUCGUGCGAAAAAAUUUAAAUGAUUUGGUUACACCUGAAAAUGUACAAGAAAAAUGGUCAGAUGUCGUUGAUAUGACUUCUGCUAAACGUUCGAAUAAUAUGGAGGAAAUAGUAGGAGAUUUGAUGAACGUUAUCGACGAGUUACAAUCUGGCGUUUCUACUAAAAAAUCUGGUGAUGCUAUAUACAAUAAUUAUAAUAGUCAAGAUGCUAUACUGUAUGCACUUGGAGUUGGAGCAACCGUUCAAAAUCCAUCCGAUUUACGUUAUUUAUAUGAAAAUCAUGAGAAUUUUUCACUUUUACCAACUUACUAUGUUAUUUACGGUGCCGCCGGAUGUAUGACAAGUUCAAUUUUAAAUGACUCUAUACCUCAGAUACAGAUAAAUCCAACAAAUGCAUUACACGGAGAACAAUAUUUAGAAGUUUUCAAAAAAUUACCUACAGAAGCAAAAGUAAAGACAGUCUAUAAAGUUGUAGAUGUUGUUGACAAAGGAAAAGGAGCAGUUAUCAUAGUUCAACAUGACACCUUUGAUGCUGUUAGUAAAGAACAAUUAACUACUGGACAGAUAUCAAUUUAUAUAGUAGGUGCAGGUGGUUUUCAAGGCAAACGUACAUCUCCACAUAUUGUACCAACUAUUGAUCCACCCAAUCGCAAACCAGAUGCAUUUGUUACUCAAAAAACUUCUGAAGAUCAAGCAGCGUUAUAUAGACUGAGUGGAGAUGCAAAUCCUUUGCAUAUUGAUCCAAAUAUUUCUGUAAUGGCUGGAUAUAAAAAACCGAUUUUACACGGAUUAUGUUCUCUUGGAUUUUCUGCAAGACAUGUUUUAAAUACUUAUGCUGAUGGUGAUCCAAGUUUAUUUAAAGCAAUCAAAGUAAGAUUUUCUAAACCAGUAUAUCCAGGAGAAACGUUGCGUACCGAUAUGUGGCAACAGGGCAAUAGAAUACAUUUCCAAACAUCUGUUGUAGAAACGAAUACUGCAGUUAUUACUGGUUCUUACAUUGAUUUAUUCGAUGUAAAAUCAAAAAAACUACCGCUUCCAACAAAUUUAACUCCAACGACAAUUAAUUCUAAUAACAAUGAUUUACAAAGUAAUGCUAUUUUUGGUGCAAUGAGGGACUACGUUAAAGCUAAUCUUGAACAAGUGAAGAAAAUUAAUGCAAUCUUUCUUUACAAUAUUACUGUAAAAGGAAAUCCGGCAGCUGAAUGGACUUUAGAUUUAAAGAAAGGUGAUGUGUAUAAAGGAAAACCUACAUCAGGAAAAGUUGAUACCACUUUAACUAUAGAAGAUAGUGAUAUGAUGGGCAUAGCAACCGGAAAAAUAAAUCCUCAACAAGCAUUUAUGGUAGGAAAACUUAAAAUAAGCGGUAAUAUUAUGUUGACUCAAAAACUUAAAACUCUUAUGGAAACAUACAAAGCUAAAUUAUAAUCUCAAUUUGUAAUUGAGCUUAUGAAUAAUUUAUUAGUUUCAUUAUUUUGGGAUUUGUGGUAGACAUGACCGAUGUAGCAUUUACGUUAAGGUUUAAUUCGUUUCUUUUUUCUUUAAUUUCGUUGCAUAUUAAAUGAUGACAAGGAUUACCGUUUUUCUCAUUGCAUAUAAUUUUAAUUAUUUAUACAAAUUUUAAAUCAAGUCAUU